This is a messenger RNA of Schizophyllum commune H4-8, 210 nucleotides long. RefSeq lists its product as uncharacterized. The transcript has a single exon. Lineage: Eukaryota; Fungi; Basidiomycota; Agaricomycetes; Agaricales; Schizophyllaceae. The annotation marks the transcript as partial. The record is from RefSeq and is a predicted model, not a curated record.
CCGCGCCUACGGCAAUGCUCCACGUGCUACGGCUUCCGCCACCUUCACUGCAACAAGACUCGAUGCAGGAGGUGCGGAGGCCCACAUGCCGAGGAGGACCACCGCGUCCGCUGCCCAGGCUGCAAGGGUCGCCUGGCAUCCGAGCCCUGCGACCACCCACCUCGGUGCUUGAACUGCAAGCAGGCCCACUACGCCGACGACCCUGCCUGC